This is a messenger RNA of Populus nigra (black poplar), 659 nucleotides long. RefSeq lists its product as uncharacterized. Gene Ontology annotation, molecular function: structural constituent of ribosome. Gene Ontology annotation, cellular component: large ribosomal subunit; mitochondrion. The transcript has 3 exons. Bases 174 to 497 code for a protein of 107 amino acids. The record is from RefSeq and is a predicted model, not a curated record. Gene Ontology annotation, biological process: translation. NCBI's taxonomy places the organism in Eukaryota, Viridiplantae, Streptophyta, Magnoliopsida, Malpighiales, Salicaceae.
AUGAAAGAGGUGGGCCUAUUUCAUCCUGCAUUUUAUGCUGGGCUUGGUAAAUCAUAGCCCAGGAGCCACCACAAGAAAAUGAACGUCCAUUGAAUAGCUGUCGCAGCAAAUUUCACAAAGAAAAACGAGCAGCGUCUUCCGGGGGACGGAAUCACAGUUACAAAAGAGAAAACAUGAAUGCAUUCAAAGCUUUCAAAGCCCAAGUUCCAAUUGCAUGGAGUCCGCACCUGUAUAUAACUUUGGUGAGGGGCAUUCCAGGAACUAGGAGACUUCACAGGCGUACCUUAGAGGCAUUGCGUCUUCACAAGUGCAAUCAGACUGUCAUGCGAUGGAAUACUCCUACAGCCAUGGGAAUGCUCCAGCAGGUGAAGAGGUUAGUUGUGAUUGAGACAGAAGAGAUGUACAAGGCCCGCAAACAAAAUGAGGCAAACCACCAAGCUUUACGCCCGCCAUUGGUCAUAAAUCACUUGCCUGCCUCUGCAAGCAGUUUUUCUUAAGAUUUUGUUCUAUGUAAUUCUUCAGAGGUCAGCUUUCCGUUUCUCAAAGUUUGCAUCUGUUGCUCAAGAUAUCUUUUUUUUUUUUUUUCAGAAGUGGAUUUCUAGAAGGAUGUUGUUUUACACUUGUCCUUAUUCUACAUAGUGGAGUCGGUGGAUUAUACA